UUUUUAUGUUAAGUUUCGGAUCACAACAAUACCUAUAAAGAAAGAGGUGAUAAGGGAAGCUCGAUUUUUAUUUCUUACCAGCCCUAUUCGGGACCAUGGCAAAGAGCUUCCAUAGCUUCUCGGGAUUUGUGACAUGGAUACUCUUUCUAGGAACAACUGGCUUAUGGAAUGCCGCACAGGGUUACACAUACGGCAAUGAAAAUGUCUGUAUGCUCAACGAAACACGAACAAGGCAAACGGAAGCUCCAUGCAAAGACUAUCUUGACAUGGUGCUGAUAGAUAACCCAUAUACGUUGAUGUUGAAGGAAAGUUUCACAACACAAGAGGAAUAUGACAACAGAAUUAACAUACUAAUGGACAAAGAUCCGAAAUAUACAAACAAGCAAUGUAUAUUUUCAAGAUCGUACAUAGAACAAAUACCGGGAUGUUGCCCUGGUUGGACGGGACCAAGUUGUCUAACAGCAAUUUGUGAGCCACCGUGUUCCAGUAAUGGUCGGUGUACUAGUCCACACGUGUGUACCUGUCAACCAGGAUUUACAGGGGCGUUCUGUGAUGAAGUCGUACUAGAUAUGAACGCGGUCAAACAGUACUGUUACAGUAGCCCAUACUGUCAUGGUGAGAAGGCCGAGGGAUUUGAAAACCAACUCAGUUACGAGGACGACUGCUGCAAAGGUGGCGGUGCUGGCUGGGGAGCAAGUGGGGGCAAAUGUGAAGACUGUUCUGUCGUAUAUGGCGGAGAGGGCGUUGUGGAACAGGUCAAGGAUGUGGGCUUCAGAACCUGCCUUAAUUGUGGGAGCAGCUACUACAGGACGUUUGAUGGUCGCGAAUAUCAGUUUCAAGGAAGGUGUAAAUAUACGAUGGCCGCGGACAGCCAAGGCAAAUGGCAGGUGGAUAUUGAACCCAUCGACUGCGAUGUAUUUGAAACCUGCAGGAAAGAAGUUACAAUAAUUGUUGCAUCCGGUGAAAACUUAUCAGUGAAAACUGGAGAGGUUUUUGUAGAUGGCGUAGAGUUUACAGUAACAACUGAAGCUAAAAGCACAGCGGGAAACACAUACACUAUUCUGAAGAAAGGCGACUGGAUUAUGAUCACAACAGCAAACAACAACCUGCGAUUGAAGGUAGACUACUUUUCAACAUGCUAUUUGACGCUUGACGACAGUUUGCAUGGAUCAACAAGUGGACUCUGUGGAAAUUUUAACGAGGACUUCAAAGACGAUUUGAGAACAAAGGCUGGAGAACUCACAACAAAUCCAUCAAAUUUCGGUAACUCAUGGAGAACCGAUAGUUCGUGUUCACCAACGGGACCCAUUGUCGACAAUUGUCAGGACAUUGCAAUGAAAUCUGAAGCGAUGGAAGCAUGUGGUAUACUCAGAACUGGACUUUUUAGAGACUGCAGGGCUAAGAUUAGCUACGUGAGUUGGUACCAGAUGUGUGUGAAUGAAUAUUGUAAAGCAGGUGUAGAUCAAAAGGAAAACGUGCGAUGUUAUCAUGUUGGCGCAUUCGCCCAUGAAUGUGCCCAGGUAGAUAUUAUUGUCUCCUGGAGAAGCAGGGACGUUUGUGCUCCUUCCUGUCCCAACGGUCUUAUAUAUAAUGAAUGCAGCUCGCCUUGUCCACGAUCAUGUUCAAACGUUUUUGCUGAUCUGUCAGAAAGUUGUUCAACAAAAGGUCCAUGUGUGUCCGGGUGUGAAUGCCCCGGAGGCACUAUCCUUCAGGAUGGCAAAUGUGUGUCGCCAGACGAAUGUAACUGUAACUACAACAAAGAAUCCUACCCACCAGGAUCAGUUAUGAAGAGAGAUUGUAAUGAGUGUGAAUGCGACAAAGGUAUAUGGAUAUGUACAGAGGAGAGAUGUUCAAGUACUGCUAGGAUGAUCGGCAUGUCGCACAUCAAAACAUUUGAUGGACAAGAAUACGAUCUGGAGCCAAACGUGGCAAAAUAUGUUUUUGUUGAGCGCAAUGACGCAGCCGAAGCGGACUCCCGUUCAGACCUUACUGUUUCGAUGUCCUUCGACAGCUGCCCUGUUCUAGAUUCGUCAUACAACAGAAACUGUCUCCUUUCCAUUCACAUUACGUACAAAAGCACACUCAUCACACUUCGAGGUACAGAAGUACUGGUCAAUGGUGAAGUCAUUCAUGGAAAUAGUUUCUAUUAUUUCCAUUCUCAAGACGUUUACAUCAAACAGGCCACGAAUCUAUACAUAAUGGUAAAAGGAUUUGGAUUCCAGCUUCUGUAUGAUCGAUCACGAGCAGUAUAUUUAACCCUCGACAGGUUUUAUAUGCACAAGGUUCGUGGUUUAUUUGGCACGUACAACGAUAAUAGGAAAGAUGAUUAUAUGGCAAGGAAUGACUUCCCUUCGACCGACACACAUGUUUUUGCCCACGAUUACAGUGAUAGCAUUGAUUCGCCAAAACGAUACAGCGGUUCCCAUCAAACCGCCGCCGUGGCAGAAGAAGCGACUAAGUUAUGUGAACUCCUCAGCAGCCACGAGGUGUUUGCUGGAUGUCUGGGACGUAUUGAUGUGAAAUUUUACAUAUCCAAAUGUGAAGACGACUAUAUGGCUAGUAGUGUUGGAGGCCGUGACCAAGUAUUUUGUGAUGUAACAGCCGCUAUGGCUAUGGAAUGUGCAAAUAUCGGCACGGAUUACAUUGUUGCAUGGACAGCAGCCACAGAAUGGAGAACAAAAUGCAUGGCAUAUUCCCAGUGUACCUAUGGCGGAGCCUAUACCGAGUGUGCCUCCGUAUGUUACGGGCGUUGUCGGGACACACAAAUGUCUGAUAUGACCUGUCAGGAAUUUUGCGUACCUGGAUGUCAGUGUCCACAAGGACAACUGUACAAUGGCGAUGGACAAGGACCUUGCGUAACCCUUGAUCAAUGUACAUGUUUCAAUCGUUACGAUAGUAGUUAUGUUGAACCAAACACCGUUACCAGGCAGGGAUGUACAAAUUGCACCUGUGUAAACGCAACAUGGUCGUGUGACAACGAAAACUGUGACGAAGACAUUAUUUGUCCAACCACCCAAAUAUACAGGAAGUCCAUCACAGGUUGUGAGCCAACAUGUGACACCAUUGACCGAAAUGUGACAUGCUCCUCUGCCAUCACAUACGACGGAUGCGGAUGUCCGGAUAAUACAUAUAAAACCCAUGACGGACGCUGUGUAAAGAAAAAUCAAUGCCCGUGUAAACGUGGAGAAGAACACUUCGAACCAAACUCACUGUUUGAGGAUUCCUGCAAGACAUAUCGCUGUACGGACAGACAUUGGUUGAAAAUUAGUGAAACCGAUUGCCCAGGUGUGUGCUGGGCCUCGGGAGAUCCUCAUUACCAGACGUUUGACGAGGUCCACUACUCCUUCCAAGGAAAUUGCGAGUACACGCUUGUACGGGACAGCGGUGCCUACAACCGGGAAUUCGAAAUCAGUACUACCAACGUAGAGUGUGGAACUACUGGUGUAUCAUGUACAAAAUCUAUCACCGUCAAAACGGGUCCCACAUCAAUUCGUCUAGUGCGUGGACAUCCAUUGACAAUUAAUGAUGUUGCUUAUACUGAUAGCCAGAUAACCUUCGCCAAUCUCAACAUCACUGUGGAGUUUCCUUGGACAUCCGUCUUUUUUAACGAUUUCUCUGUGCUUUGGGAUAAUGGAACCCGAGUAUUCAUUUUCCUUGAUUCUAAAUGGAAAGGACGUGUGGAAGGUCUAUGUGGUAACUUCGAUGGAAUUGACAAUAACGAUUUCCAGUCACAGAGCGGCAUUACAGACCCUACUGACAUAAAUGCUUUUGCAAAUUCCUGGAAGAAAGCAACAGACUGCCCUGAUGUUGAUAGUGACCGGAACGAGCUUAUACCUUGUUCGGGAAGCCAAUCUGUCCGAAAGAGUUGGGCGGAAGAAAGCUGUAGAAUUAUAAAAGAAGGCGAUUUGUUCCAAAAAUGUAGGGAUAAAGUCAGUAAUUACCAAGACUAUUAUGACGAUUGCUUGUUUGACGCAUGCAGUUGUGAUAAAGGAGGAGACUGUGAAUGCUUGUGCACAGCUAUUGCCAAUUUUGCGGAACAAUGUAACAGAAUUGGUGUGUUUGUGAAGUGGAGAACACCACGAUUCUGCCCCAUUAUGUGUGAAAAUGGAUUACGAUAUACCCCAUGUAUGUCUCCCUGUCGACAAACAUGCAAAAAUAUUGGCAACGAACCAGAGCCUUAUUGUAACAGUACACAAUGUAUAGAAGGCUGCUUUUGUCCCGAAGGAUAUAUUCAGCACGACGAUGGUUGCAUACCGGCUGAUGAAUGUCCAUGCUAUGAAAAUGGUCUUGAACACCCCAGCGGAUCUGUAAUAACCCACGAAUGCAUGAAAUGCACUUGUAUUCGAGGCAAAUUUGAAUGUGAAGGCUACAACUGCAAGCCAACAUGUAAAGAUGAUCAGUUUACUUGUGAUGAUGGGCAGUGUAUAGGGGAGGUGUACGCAUGCGAUGGACAUUUUGACUGCAGAGAUGGAUCGGACGAAGCAAAGUGCAAUUGUACCUCGUCACAGUUUACCUGUCAGAAUGGGGCUUGUAUUGAUAUAAAAGACAGAUGUGAUGGUUUUAAAGAUUGUGCUGAUUCAUCAGAUGAAUGGUAUUGCAAACAUGAAUGCGAGUCAUCGUCUUAUGAGAUCUUCCAAUGUGAAAACGGUGAUUGCUUGCCUGCGUCUUUCCGAUGUGAUGGACAUUAUGAUUGUCGAACAGAUAUAUCUGAUGAAGCAAAUUGUACCAUACAUGAAGAGUGUGAUCUUCUGCAACAGUUCAGAUGUAUUGAAACUGGGAAAUGCAUACCCAAAACUAUGAUUUGUGACGGCCAUGACGACUGUGGAGAUGGCAAAGAUGAAGAUGAUUGCACAACAUCAACUUCUACGACAACUACUAUGACGACAACUACAGCAACAACUACUACGACGUUACCAUCCACAACGCCAGAAUGUGAAUACGUGAAUGGGUUUGAAGGAGGAUUUGUGAGACAAGACGAUGUCAGUGUUUUGUCAGAUGGAAAUACCUUUGGAGUAUCCCGUGAUAUAUUUCCAGAUAAAGGACUAAUAAUUCCAUGGUCAAAUAUAACAAUUGAAAUUGUAUUGAAACAUUCCGUAAAGCUUGGAUUCCUAGUGUUCAAAAAUCCCGAGGGAAGUAACAUAGACCAAGUACAGGUGAACGUCGAUGGACGGGAAGUUGCAACAACUAGCGUUGCAAAUCCAAUUCCUUUACACGGUGUUUUGAGUGACAAUGUAGUGAUAUUAAUUAAGAGUAGACUUAGCAUCGCAAUUGGCGUUACAAUCAGCAUUGAACUUCAGGCGUGCUUUUACGUGUCAUCAACAACUACAAUACCAACUACGACGACAUCUACGAGUGCUUAUACGACGUCAGCUUUUACCUCAACUCCAACAACUUCAGUAACAACAACAUCCAAACCUUGUGAAAUAACAGAAGGAAUGGGGUCACCAAUGAAAAUCCGCGAUUCUGCUAUUUCUAUAACAAAUGGCUAUGGAGAUGAAAACAUAUCUGAUCUGAGACCAGACGGUGCAGGUGUAUUGUUCAAGAGAUAUGCCUACCUUAAUAUAAACUUUGAUGAAGUGCCAGUGAGAUUAUCAUUGAUGAAUGCGACAUCGAAUUCGCCCUUCCACAUCAAAGUGUACAUUGUUAGCGAUGCUGGAGACACUACAGAUGUAGGGGAAUACGUAACAACUUCGAUUGUGCAUUUUGAUGGCCAGACUUUUGUCAAGCGACUUCAGAUAUAUUUCCUGGAGGAAGGAACCAUUAACUUGGAAUUGUUCGGCUGCUUCCACUACGAAUCAACAACUGUGCCAACAUCAACAACAUUGUCUUCAUCAACAACAACACCAUUUGGAAGUACGACACAAACAAUUUCAACAGAAAAGACAACUAUUUCUUCAACAGAGGGUACAACAACUGUGCAUGGUCCAUCACCAAAGAUUUCAACAGAAAUGACCACUUCAAUGGAGGGGACAACAUCAAGAACAACAACGAAAGGCACAACGGGAGGCACAACAUCUCCACAAACAGCAUCAACAACUGAAGGAACAACAUCAACAAGCACAACGGAAAGCACAACUCCACCAACAUCAACAACGGAAGGAACAACAUCAACAACCACAACGGAAAGCACAACAACUCCACCAACAACCACAACGGGAGGCACAACUACUCCAUCAACAGCAUCAACAACGGAAGGAACAACAUCAACAAGCACAACGGAAAGCACAACUCCAUCAAUAUCAACGGAAGGAACAACAUCAACAACCACAGCGGAAAGCACAACAACUCCACCAACAACCUCAACGAAAGGCACGACAACUCCGCCAACGGCCUCAACGAAAGGCACAACAACUAUACCAACAACAUCAAAAACAACCUCAACAACUACGACUGAAACUCCGACAACAACACAUCUCGACACAACGUCUACAGAAGAGGUUACAACUUCGACAGAAACGCCAACAACCACACAUUUCCAAACAACAACAACAACAAAACCUACGCCAACCACAAGUUCUAGUUGCGAUAAAAUUGAAAUAGAUGGCGAUAACACAGGCAUGUACACGCUGACGACAAAAAUAUAUGGAAAGAACAUGCAGGAUGCAAUGAGAAGAAGUUCUGGUCCUGCAACAUCGACUGAAUUCCCGACUGGCAAUACACCGUUUCAAAUAGAAUUCCAAUCAACGCUAAUAGUUUUUGGUAUCACAUUGACAAUCGAUAAAGGAACAAAUGAAAUUGUCGCUGUUAUUGCUAGUUUUAAUGGAGAUGGCAGUAGUACAGAGUUGAGUAGGACAGUGUCAGAAUCUGGCAAAGCUGUAGUUCCGUUCUCCUUACCAAGCGAAGUAUCAGUUGAAAACAUUACUAUCAGGUUCAUUGGUGGCAGAUCUGUACAGUUGAGCACUAUUUUUGUAGAAAUAUGCUCAGAGGGUACAACUACUGCAUUGCCGUCGACCACUCCUACCGUAGUAACGUCAACUACACCUCAAGUUUCAUCAACACUUUCUACUUCGACAACGACUCUACCAACAUCAACGACCAUACCGACAACUACAGAAUCAACGACUCCCGAGGGAACGACAUCUACCACUACGGCUACCACUAGCACAACCACGUCUACGACCACUCAUAGCACAACGACAGAGUGUGACAUCCAAAUGAUUUCACAAGAUGACACGACUGAUGUUGUUUCCAGCACUACUGAUGGAAACGGGAAUGGAUUGACUGAGGCAUUCGUUCCCAACUCUGGCGUUUCAAAGCCGACAAUAAGCUAUACGAUUAAGGCUAUUAAUGAUGAUGUCAAAUUCUUCCGAUUUUCUGCCAAAGUAUGGAAUGUCCGAACUAUCCAAGUGUUGGUCCUUGACAGCAGCAACAAUCCUGUUGCGCCUAUCAAUCCCCGAGAGGUGUCAGUUUCGGGACCCUAUCCGAAAACGGUAGAUGUACGUCUGGUUGGUACUCCGGGUGUGACGGUGAAGAUAGUUCUUGAACCAACAUCAUAUGGUCAACCUAAACUUGAUGAAGUAGAGAUUGAUGCUUGCUUCACAUCAGUGACAACAACUACAAGUGUAACGACAACCGCAGUUCCUACAUCUACGUCUACUACUACAUCGACAACAACUGUACCAACAACAACGACCAUACCGACAACUACAGAAUCAACGACUCCCGAGGGAACGACAUCUACAACUACGGCUACCACUAGCACAACCACGUCUACGACCACUCAUAGCACAACGACAGAGUGUGACAUCCAAAUGAUUUCACAAGAUGACACGACUGAUGUUGUUUCCAGCACUACUGAUGGAAACGGGAAUGGAUUGACUGAGGCAUUCGUUCCCAACUCUGGCGUUUCAAAGCCGACAAUAAGCUAUACGAUUAAGGCUAUUAAUGAUGAUGUCAAAUUCUUCCGAUUUUCUGCCAAAGUAUGGAAUGUCCAAACUAUCCAAGUGUUUGUCCUUGACAGCAGCAACAAUCCUGUUGCGCCUAUCAAUCCCCGAGAGGUGUCAGUUUCGGGACCCUAUCCGAAAACGGUAGAUGUACGUCUGGUUGGUACUCCGGGUGUGACGGUGAAGAUAGUUCUUGAACCAACAUCAUAUGGUCAACCUAAACUUGAUGAAGUAGAGAUUGAUGCUUGCUUCACAUCAGUGACAACAACUACAAGUGUAACGACAACCGCAGUUCCUAACAUCUACGUCUACUACUACAUCGACAACAACUGUACCAACAACAACGACCAUACCGACAACUACAGAAUCAACGACUCCCGAGGGAACGACAUCUACAACUACGGCUACCACUAG
Molecule: messenger RNA, 8297 nt
Organism: Pecten maximus
Lineage: Eukaryota; Metazoa; Mollusca; Bivalvia; Pectinida; Pectinidae
Product: SCO-spondin-like
Exons: 48
Coding region: 96-8297 (2733 amino acids)
Cellular component (GO): extracellular matrix
Molecular function (GO): protein binding
Source: RefSeq, a predicted model, not a curated record